Molecule: messenger RNA, 1170 nt
Organism: Dipodomys spectabilis (banner-tailed kangaroo rat)
Lineage: Eukaryota; Metazoa; Chordata; Mammalia; Rodentia; Heteromyidae
Gene: Nfkbib
Product: NFKB inhibitor beta
Exons: 6
Coding region: 87-1121 (344 amino acids)
Biological process (GO): signal transduction; cellular response to lipopolysaccharide
Cellular component (GO): cytosol
Molecular function (GO): protein binding
Source: RefSeq, a predicted model, not a curated record
AGCAGGGCGGAAGCUCCGGAGUUAAGGCAGAGCCCAGCCACUGACGGGCAGGUGGGGACCCCCACCGAGGUGGUAGUGGGGGGGCCAUGGCUGGGGUCGCGUGCUUGGGAAAAGCUGCGGAUGCGGAUGAAUGGUGUGACAGCGGCCUGGGUUCUCUGGGUCCCGACGCAGCGGCUCCUGGAGGACCAGGGCUGGGUGCCGAGCUGGGCCCGGGGCUAUCGUGGGCGCCCCUCGUCUUUGGCUACGUCACUGAGGAUGGGGACACGGCAUUGCACUUAGCCGUGAUCCAUCAGCACGAGCCCUUCCUGGAUUUCCUCCUAGGCUUUGCCGCUGGUACUGAGUAUCUAGACCUGCAGAAUGAUCUCGGCCAGACCGCCCUGCAUCUGGCAGCCAUCCUGGGAGAGGUGUCCACCGUGGAAAAGCUGUACACAGCGGGUGCCAGCUUGCUGGUGGCAGAGCGUGGGGGCCACACGGCACUGCAUCUGGCCUGCCGUGUGCGGGCACACGCCUGCGCAUGCGCACUGCUCCAGCCCCGCCCCCGGGACCAUACCCCUGACCCCAGCCCCACCCCCGAGCCCGAGUAUCCCGAACCCUCAAGAGAGAAGGAAGAGGAGCAAAGAGAGGAAGACUGGAAAUUGCAGCUGGAGACUGAAAACUAUGAGGGCCAUACUCCACUCCAUGUGGCCAUCAUCCACAAAGAUGCAGAAAUGGUCCGACUGCUCUGGCAUGCUGGGGCUGAUCUCAACAAACCGGAGCCCACAUGCGGCCGGAGCCCCCUACACUUAGCAGUAGAGGCACAAGCUGCUGAUGUACUGGAACUUCUCCUGAGGGCAGGGGCCGACCCCGCUGCCCGAAUGUAUGGGGGCCGCACCCCAUUGGGAAGUGCCCUGCUCCGGCCCAAUGCCAGCCUCGCCAGCCUGCUCCGUGCUCACGGAGCCCCUGAGCCUGAGGAUGAGGAUGACAAGCCUGGAUCCAGCAGCAGUAGUGACGACAGUGACAGUGACAGCAAAGAUGAAGGCGACGAAUACGACGACAUUGUGGUUCACAGAGGCCAGACUCCAAACUCGUCACCUCCUACCCCAGCAUCCAGACCUUUUCCCGAAGACCCUGACCCCGCCUGAUUUCCAUGUUAAUAGAAUUUCUCAUUUAAUAAAGCCUCAGUUCUGAUGA